Molecule: messenger RNA, 1405 nt
Organism: Chilo suppressalis (striped riceborer)
Lineage: Eukaryota; Metazoa; Arthropoda; Insecta; Lepidoptera; Crambidae
Source: the annotation of a GenBank genome assembly
AAGUAAAGCUUUAAAAAAAAGAGUUAAAAAGAGAGAGCUCGUAAUUACAAAUUUCAUUAGAGAAGAACCUAUUGGUGUUGUGCAUUUUAGGUGUAUUCCGUGAACUUUUUUGUAACACAUAUAUUGUCAAAAUGAAAUCGUUAAUAUUUAUUUUGAUGUGUUUUUGGGGUUCUUUGAAAACCGAAAAUGUGCUGCAAAGUGUCAGCGAUGACGAUAUAUUACAAUUGAUCAAAGACUACGAAAAACUUAUUGUUUUCUUUACUAAAUUAGACUGUGAUAUUUGUAAUAAGUUCGAAAAUCAUUUAGACAGUCUACAAGAUGAUUUUGAAAAGCAUCUGAAUGCACCUACUGUAAAAGCAGUGAACAGUCAUUUAGCUAAGCUCUACAGUCCCAGUAAGGAACCAGCUAUAGUGUUUUUCAGACAUGGAAUACCCAUGUUGUAUAAUGGUGAAGCAGAUGAGACUGACAUUUACACAUUUUUAGAAACUAAUCAGUCACCUGCAGUUAAAGAACUAACAGAUAAAAUAUUUGAACAUAUAACACAAGCUGCCACAGGCGCUACAACUGGGGAUUGGUUUGUCAUGUUCUAUGGUGCCUCUUGUGUGGAAUGCCAAAGGUUACAUGCAGUUUGGGAAGGAGUGGGAGCAACAUUAAGAGGACGAAUCAAUGUGGCCCGUAUGGAUGCUAAUUUGGCAGGAGUCAACACUGCUAAGAGAUUUAAAGUUACAAAACUGCCAACUUUCCUCUUUUUCCGCCUGGGUAAAGUUUAUAAAUAUGAUUUGCCAAAAACUGAUAUAAAAUCAUUUGUAUCAUUUGCUCAAGAUUGGUACAAAAAUGCUAAAGGUGACAAAGUGCCAUUACUAUCUUCACCAUUUGAUGAAAUUGUUGACUGGUGUGUUGAAAUGAUUAGAUUUGGAGUAGAAGUAGGCUUAGACAUACUGGCAAAGUAUCCCUGGCUGUGGCAAAUAGGACUUGGUGGAUUUGGUUUAGUUGCCAUCACUGCACUCAUUGCUUUGCUCAAAGCAGGUCGAUCUAAACCUGUUAAAGAUACCAAGAAAGAAAAGAAGAGUAAAUAAUAUUAAUAUGCAGUUAUUUAAGAGAUAAGUCGGAAGUGAUGCAUUUAUAUUUAAUUAUUCUUUCUAAAAGUUGUACUGAAAGUUAUGAUGAUAGUAUUGUGAUUUCAAAUGGCCGAUUUUUCAUGAACUUAUCUGUCCGAUAAAUUAUUCCUUGGUCAACUUGAACUACUCUUCAUACUGUUCAUAUAUACGAAGGCAAAUGAAUAAAUUAUGUGUAAAAAUUCUAACAAGAAGGAUAAAUUUGUGGCUUUUGUUAGUCAAACAUAAGGACUCACUGAAUGUGGGCUCUCGGAUGAAACACCUGAAUUUUCAUAUUACUGUAUCUGACC